Molecule: messenger RNA, 1906 nt
Organism: Micropterus salmoides (largemouth bass)
Lineage: Eukaryota; Metazoa; Chordata; Actinopteri; Centrarchiformes; Centrarchidae
Gene: ackr5
Product: G protein-coupled receptor 182
Exons: 2
Coding region: 227-1318 (363 amino acids)
Biological process (GO): G protein-coupled receptor signaling pathway
Cellular component (GO): membrane
Molecular function (GO): G protein-coupled receptor activity
Source: RefSeq, a predicted model, not a curated record
GUGUCUGUAUAUGUGUGUGUCUGAGUGCGUAUCUGUUUGUGUUAAUGAGAAACGGGAGGGUAGAAACUCCUGGCUGCUUGAUUGCUCAGAUAGUCCUCAACAUCAGAGCUGGAAGGAGUCAUCUGGUGUCUGCAGACUUCACAUAGAAAACUCUCCAGAAGACAACAAGGCCUCAGGGGGUACCUGACCUCUUCAUCUCCAGUACACUUGUCAUCACAAAAAGACCAUGAGCUCUCACGAGCACAACCACUCAUUAGACUACUUAAAUGGCACACCAUGGUUUGUCUACGAGUGCACCAUCCAGCUUGACACGGACUAUCGGCGCAUCGCCCUCUUCUUGAUCUACCUUUUCAUCUUCAUGGUGGGCCUGCUGGAGAACACGCUGGUCGUCUGGGUCAACUGGCGUCGACGCCACUCGGCCAACGGGGUUCUCUUCUGCAUCCUCAACGUGAGCCUGUCGGACCUGAUGGUGAUUGUGAUCCUGCCUUUCUUCAUGAUGGAGGUGACCAUGGACAAGGUUUGGCUGUGGGGCCGUUUCCUCUGUAAGGUCACCAACCUAAUCUAUGUGGUCAACUUCUACAGCAGCUCCUUCUUCCUGGCCUUCAUGACUCUGGAGCGCUACCUGUCCCUGACCAGACCCUCGUUUCCAGCCUUCUUCUCUGUGGUGGGCCGGCGCCGCUGGGUGCUCUGUGGAGGCCUGUGGGCACUUUCCUUUUUCCUGGCUCUGAUGGAGAACGUCCACGUAGAUCUUCUAGAGUGGGACGAGCCGGGCUGUUACAUGCUGCCCGAGCACAACUUCACUGAAUGGUUUGUCUCCGUGACUUUCCUUUGCCUGAUCUUCCAGUUCCUGGGUCCUGCUGCUGUCAUCAUCACCUGUAAUGUGCUGAUCGCUCGUGCAGUUAAAACAGCACAAGAUGUGCAGGGUCGGCGGGACGUUUGGCUGGUGCAUGUGUACUCCCUGGUGUUUGUCAUGUGCUGGCUGCCAUACCACCUGGUCAUGUUCCUGAUGAUCAUAGAUGACCUUGAUCCCUACAUCUUCAGCUGCAAUACAGUGGAAGUCCUCUACUUCUCAUUCAGCUUGGUGCAGAGCCUGUCUCUUUUCCACUGCAUCGCCAACCCCAUCCUCUACAACUUCCUCAGCAAGAGCUUCCGCAACAACCUGAUCAACACUGUGUUGAACUACAUACCCAGAGAAGGAACUGUGGACCAGGUGGGAGCGGGGACCCAGCCCAAUGCUCCCAACGAUGGCGGGGGAGACCCAGGGAAGCAACGCAAGUUAAGUAACGCCAGCACCAGCCAGUCUGAUGUCGGAUCAUAAAAAAAAGAUACUGAUAUAUAAGAAGAGUAAGCUUUAGGAGCGAGACGUUAUCUAAGUGAAGAAGGAUUUGACAGAACUGAAUCUUGGUGGGUCAGAAUACCAGAGGCAUAGAUUGUAUCAUCUCACUGUGGUCAAAGACUCAUUGUGUUGUUUGUUACAUAACAGAUGGGCUCACCAACACCUUCCUCCCAUAAUACUCUUCCUGUUUAUAAAAAUAUCAUGUAUCAGAUCACAGUUUUAAACAGAGGAAGGCAGGAAAUGUUUGAUGUGCUUUUCCCCCUCGAAGCUCCCAUUGGAACACACGUCAACCUCUGAAAUCUCGUGGCACAGGGGAAAGAUAGUGCCACACCAGGAAUGCGUGUGUAAACAAAUCUGUCCAGUGCCAGAUAAGAGCAAUCCUCAUAACCACAUAAACAGCUUGCAAAUUUGAAAAUGUAACAUGUGUUUUAUUUCAUUACAAAUCUAACAGAUAAAUCACAGCUCACAUUAUUAAAGCCUUAUUUAUCUGUUGCUGGAUGCUGCUGUAGUGUACAUGUCCUGUAACAUGGUCAUCUGUUAAAAUGCAAUAAAACUCCAUCAAACACUGUA